Molecule: messenger RNA, 3935 nt
Organism: Platichthys flesus (European flounder)
Lineage: Eukaryota; Metazoa; Chordata; Actinopteri; Pleuronectiformes; Pleuronectidae
Gene: tcf19l
Product: transcription factor 19 (SC1), like
Exons: 6
Coding region: 902-2587 (561 amino acids)
Biological process (GO): regulation of gene expression
Cellular component (GO): nucleus
Molecular function (GO): protein binding
Source: RefSeq, a predicted model, not a curated record
CCUCCUGGAGGACGGAGCUGCAGCGGAGCCUGAAGAGAAAUGGCGACAAAAUCCCUGUGAAAAGCGACAUCACAGUAAAUCCGAGGCGGACGUGGCGGCGGGGAGUCUGCGGGUCGAGUGGCCGGAGGAAGCGAACCCCCAGCGGCUGGAGAUUAGCAGGAGCAGCCGCUCCCCUGCAGCUGGUAUCUGAGGCUGUCAGGCUUCCCACCUGUGAGAGGGCUGAUGUCAGGAGUCUGGGAUUCUAUUAUCUGCAACACACACACACACACACACACACACUCACACACAAACACACACACACACAAAAGGCUGACAGCCAUUCACACAUAAAUAUGAAACGUCAGGACUGAAAGUCACGGCUGUCAGGUUUUAUGCAGAUUAGCUUUUCAAGCUUUUAAUGUUUACUGCACCUUUCACAUUAGCAUCAAACACACACACACAGACACACACGCGGGUCGUCCAAGUCACAGAAAGCCUUUGUUCUCAAACCCUCCGUGGUACACCCGUCACUCCUCGGGGGGGAUUUAGUCUCUGAGCUGGAAACACAGACUUGUUUCCUCAUCAGCUCACACACGGCUCUGGAUCCUCAUUAUUUAUUCAUGCACUCACAGCAAGUCAUCAACUGUCCAUGCUGCUGAAAGCACCUGUUGCCUAAAGCCCCUGCACCUGCACCUGCCUCUAACCUCUAACCUUUAACCUUUAAGCCUGGGUGAUAAUAUCCCACCCUGUUGAGCUCGGACCUCUAUCAUCAAACCCAAAUUCAUUCAACCCAUGUUCACUAGAUAAGAGUUGGACCCCAGAAGGGGCCUCCUGUAGCCCAGGGCCGUUCACAGAUCGGUUGGGGCCUCUGGGAGGGCCGGGUGGAGGGUUCGGUGGUGGCAGACGAUCAGACCCCUCAGUCAUGGUGUCCGGGGUGCAGCCGUGCUUCCAGCUGCUCCGGAUCGGUGCGUCGACGGGCGACUCGGCACGGGACCUGUACACGUUCAGGCCGGCCCUGAGCCACUCGGUGUUCCGUCUGGGCCGGGCGGCGGAGCUGUGUGACGUCACGCUGGACUCCACGACGGUGUCACGCAUCCACGCCGAGCUGCACGCAGAGAGGGAGGCGGGCGGAGGGGCCGCGGUGCCGCAGGAGGAGGGCUGGAGGGUCCACAUCAAGGACAGGAGCAGUCAUGGCACCUGGGUCAACGAGGUCCGCCUCCAGUCUGGCGUCCAGUGGGAGCUCUCAGAUGGCGACACGCUGACCUUCGGUGGCGAGUCGGCUCCAGGGAGCCCCGAGUUCUACUUCCUCUUCCAGAAGGUCAAAGUUCGCCCGCUGGACUUCGAUGCCAUCACAAUCCCGAAGGCAGGAACCUUUUCCUCUGACUUGCAGAACCGGAUCCGAACGAACCAGGACCGCAAGGUGGAGGCCAACCUGGACCUGUCCAAGCUGUCAAUCAACCGGGCCACCGUCAUCCUCAACUCCAUCGGCAGCCUCAGUAAGAUGAGUGGCAGCGCCUGGACCUUUAAGAGAAGCUACAGCCACGAGGGAGCUGUUUCAGACCCAGGCUCCUCCUCCUCCACACCUCCGCUCGCCGUUAGCUUCUCCGCUCUGCUCCCUCCCUCCACCCCUCCAUCGUUCUCCUCGGCAGCUUCAGUGCCUUCAACAAAGUCCAUCCAGCCGACCUCCAGGAGCCGGAGGAAGUCGGCUCACACGGUGCUCCUCGAGGACGACAGCUCAGACGAGCCCAGGAGUCGAGGAGUUCUGACGGGAGUUAAGGAGGACGGACAGAAACCGAAAGGGAAGAAGAGGCGGCGGCUCUACAAGUCUGAGUCGGAAGGUUUCAGCUCACCUCCUCCUCUGCCGCUGCAGCCCAAGAGCCACACUGACGUCCGGAGGCCCCUGGAGGCCAAGCCCUUCCCUGUGGGCAUCAGGACCAUUGGCAGCUUCCAUGGCGCCAUGACGAACAGCCGACUCAACCACCACCUCCUUCAGGCGUCGUUCACCAGCGCCGCGGUUCACAAACAGGACGUGCAGACGAUGCACCGCAUCAAGACGGUGGUGCAGGGCAACCUCGGCGCUUUCCGCCAACAGAAACCCGCCCACAGCUCGCCGACGGCACAGAGGGGCCGGCGGAGGGCCCACAGCUCUCCAGUUUUCUCUCCCCUGGUGGUGGGAGGGGAGAACUACAGCCUGGCGUCGCCCUCAGUGAGGAUCCACACGGAGGAAAGAGGAAGAGUCCCGUUCAACAGGUUUAACCAUCUAACUAGCAAGCGACGAGGCCGCCCAAGAAAAAACCCUCUUCCUCCGCGGCCCUCCCUGCCCUCUCCAUCCUCCUCAUCCUCCUCUUCAACCUCCUCAGCCUCGUCCUCCUCCUCUGGCUCCUCCUCUUCCUCCUCAGAAGAUGAGGAUGAUGAGGACGACGAAGAGACCACAGUCGGGACAGUGGAGCCGUGUGCGGCGCAGCGGUGCCGGCUGCCCCAGCAGGACACGGUGCAGUGGAUCCAGUGUGACGUGUGCGACGCCUGGUUCCACAUAGACUGUCUGCAUGUCGACCGCAAGAAGCUGCUUGUGGACCCGACCGCUGACUUCCACUGCGGCUGUCGCUGACUGGACAGAGCUGUGACCAUGAAAUGAAAUAAAUGCUCCAGUUUAGACUUUAUAAGUUUCCACAUAUCCCAUAAAUGUUUAAUUCCUUCAAACUCACACGGAAACAGGCUGCUACUUCCUCUGAGGGCCCAGGCUGCUCUUCUCAAGCAUGCAGGGCUUAUCUUCACCCUCGUCAGCAGCUGGCGAGGGCUGGAUAAUACUUCCCUUCAGACUUUUAGGCCUCGAUCUGUCCAGGUUGGAGGAUUCGUGUGCUGACAGUCAAACAAGUGCUUCCACAAACCUGCUGUUGAGUCAGUUUCAGGGUUCAGAUUUAGAGGCAGGAGACAGAACUGUGAUGAAAUGUCUCGGGUCAGAUUUCAUUAUGGCCUCGUCUGCCUGGAGAGUUCUGAUCAGGGUGGGGGGGGAGCAUGAUGAAAUGUCUCCUGGUAGACUCCCAUCGUGGCACCGGGGGGGCAGGUGGCGGUCAGGAGGAUUGAUGAAAAGUGUUGGCCCACAGCAGCCGACUCUACAAGGUGAUUAAACUCUUCGGUGUCUCCGUGUGGCCUCCCGCACUGUUUUACAAAACAGCUCAAUUUUUCAGAGCAGAACUGGACCUUCCAGCUUCCCCUACCUCUGCCAAAGAAAACAGCGCUGGGACGCCGCUUUCCCCCCUCGCCAAUAAUCAAACUGGAUGAGAUGUUUCAGUGCAGCUUUCCUGGGUGGCAGCAGCUGUCGCGGAGUGGGCGUGUGAUGUUUCAAGAUAAUUAAACGGCAGGAAAUGUGUCAGCAGACGUCUGUUGUUGCUGCUGAUGAGAAGUGCUCUCGAGACUGUAAUCAAAUGUUUGAAGGCGCUCCUGCAGAGGCAGCUGCGUGGGUGUUUUUAUAAGAAGUCUGAACGCAGCCUGGCACUGGGGCUGCCGCUGCUCUGGGAGGAGUCAUUAGUGAAAUGUCAUGAAAUAUCUGCUGCUGGUGCAACAGGAUGAAAGGAUUCAGAUUCUGUUGGGUUCAAUCUGUGGCUGGGACCACACGACUACGUUUUACCCUGUUACGCCUGCCGUCGACUCGAUUCCCAUUGAGUGUGAGGACAGAAAUCAGAAGUUUGAAAACUCUUAACGACCCCGUUUUGCACUAGUGUGGACGGUGGAGGGGGUUUUGGUUUUGCAGCUAAAACGUAGUCGUGUGGCUGAAGCCUUCAUGUUGAUCUCCUCACAUCACACUCCACCUUCUCAAGUGUCUUCUCACCACUGAACCAGACGAUGCUUCUGUCCUGGUUGAAAUGUGCCGGACCCGGAGGAGUCGUUCUCCACCACUGGACAAUUGAUGCAUCUUCACUCGGGUGCUAGAAUAAAAUCUAAAUGUAUAACUCUUA